This is a messenger RNA of Syzygium oleosum, 1441 nucleotides long. Its product is annotated as phytochrome-associated serine/threonine-protein phosphatase. Gene Ontology annotation, biological process: peptidyl-serine dephosphorylation. The transcript is spliced from 10 exons. Gene Ontology annotation, molecular function: protein serine/threonine phosphatase activity. The coding region runs from base 76 to 987 and encodes 303 amino acids. Gene Ontology annotation, cellular component: cytoplasm. Lineage: Eukaryota; Viridiplantae; Streptophyta; Magnoliopsida; Myrtales; Myrtaceae. The record is from RefSeq and is a predicted model, not a curated record.
CGCUCUUCCUCGGUUUGACGCGGGCGGAGAUUCCAGCGAGGGGGAGGGGGGAGGGGGCGAGAGGGAGAGAGAGAUAUGGAUUUGGACGCUUGGAUUUCGAAGGUGAAGGAAGGGGAUCACCUCUUCGAGAACGAGCUCCAGCUGCUCUGCGAAUACGUUAAAGAGAUUCUUAUAGAGGAGUCCAAUGUGCAACCUGUCAACAGUCCAGUUACUGUCUGUGGUGACAUUCAUGGUCAGUUUCAUGAUCUUAUGAAACUUUUCCAGACAGGUGGUCAUGUACCAGAGACUAAUUACAUAUUUAUGGGUGAUUUUGUUGACCGAGGCUAUAACAGUCUUGAAGUUUUUACCAUUCUCUUGCUUCUAAAAGCUAGAUACCCUGCCAAUAUCACACUUCUACGUGGAAAUCAUGAAAGCAGGCAACUUACCCAGGUAUAUGGUUUCUAUGAUGAAUGCCAAAGGAAGUAUGGAAAUGCCAAUGCUUGGCGGUAUUGUACUGAUGUUUUUGACUACUUAACUCUCUCAGCAAUUAUAGAUGGAACGGUACUUUGUGUCCAUGGUGGUCUCUCUCCUGACAUUAGGACUAUUGACCAGAUAAGAUUGAUUGAGCGGAAUUGCGAAAUCCCACAUGAGGGGCCAUUCUGUGAUCUCAUGUGGAGUGAUCCAGAAGAUAUUGAGACAUGGGCAGUUAGUCCUCGUGGAGCAGGGUGGCUUUUUGGGUCCAGGGUGACUUCUGAGUUCAAUCAUAUAAACAAUCUCGAUCUUGUUUGUCGGGCUCACCAGCUUGUACAAGAAGGCCUUAAAUACAUGUUUCAAGACAAAGGCCUCGUAACUGUCUGGUCUGCACCAAAUUACUGCUAUCGGUGUGGAAAUGUAGCUUCUAUAUUGAGCUUUAAUGAGAACAUGGAGAGAGAAGUAAAGUUCUUUACUGAAACGGAAGAGAACAACCAAAUGAGAGGGCCAAGGACAGGUGUGCCUUAUUUCUUAUAAUUGGGAACCCGAGACCUGUUCAGUUAUCCAAUUACGUUGGUUACUGGAGGGAGCAUACAGAAAUGACAUGAUGUACGUCUACAACCACUAUCUGAUGCUUUGCCUGGAGGGGAAUUCUUUCAUUUGUCCAGGGCCUUUCAAAUUUGUAAGUGGUUUCUUAGGGUACGUCCAUUAUGAAUGGUAUGUUCUUCCCUCCAGUCUGUGGUACGUUGCGUAUCUAGCCCUGUUCAUUGAUUUCAGAUUGUUUGGAUCUGCCCUUAGUUAUGUUGGAGCAGAAAAUAUGCCUAGUUUCUUGGAAGAACUGAACUUCUGGCAAUCCGAUCAGGGAAACAAUUCCUAGCUGAUGUAUGAUUUUGUUUUCUUGGUCAAUUCUAGUUUCUGCAGGUUGAUGUUGACAGUCACUGCAUAUAUUGGUUAUAUUUUAUAUUUGUUAAUGACAAAUAUCUCUCUCCCA